Molecule: messenger RNA, 786 nt
Organism: Acanthamoeba castellanii str. Neff
Lineage: Eukaryota; Discosea; Longamoebia; Acanthamoebidae
Product: major capsid protein
Exons: 2
Molecular function (GO): structural molecule activity
Source: RefSeq, a predicted model, not a curated record
AUGCCCGUCUCAGGAGCACUCACCCAGCUGGCCGCCCAAGGCCCCCAGAACCGCUAUCUCACCGUUGAUCCGCAGAUCACCUUUUUCAAGGGGACCUACAAGCGACACUCCAUGUUCUCCAUGGUAGAGGUGGAGAACACCUUCUCGGGCGCCACUGGCGCCGGCCGCAAGCUCACCGCGACCAUCGCGCGCUCUGGCGAUCUUGUCGCGCAGUGCUACUUCUACACCGAGCUGGGCCACAUCAAGUACGCCAGCGACAUGGUCAACGACGGCUUCGUCAACAACUCGGCCUACUACACCAACUCGGUGGGCCACGCCAUGAUUGAAACAGUGGGCAUUGACAUCGGAGGCAACACCUUUGACGAACACACCGGAGAGUUCCUAGAGAUCUGGGAGCGGCUGACGUCGAGCUCCGGCAAGCGCCUGGGCCAGAUGGUGGGCUACGCCGAGACCACGGGCCAGCUCAUUGAGUACGGCUUCCAGACCCAGCACCUGUACUACCACGAGGCCAAGCUGACCGUGAGGACUCGCGCGCUCGACAAGCUCAUCGUGCGCUCGGGCGAGGCCAACAACCCGGCCACGCUGGCCAUGCCCGGCGAGAUCUCCAACAUGCUCAUCCUGGUCAACUACAUCUUCCUUGACACGCUCGAGCGUCGCAUGUUUGCCCAGCAGAUGCACGAGUAUCUCAUUGACCAGGUGCAGUUCACUGGCGCCGAACCACACACCGGCAGCACCUCGCAGGCCAUCCGUCUCCAGUUCAACCACCCGGUGAAGGAGAUCUUCGGG